Molecule: messenger RNA, 10827 nt
Organism: Mercenaria mercenaria
Lineage: Eukaryota; Metazoa; Mollusca; Bivalvia; Venerida; Veneridae
Exons: 21
Coding region: 129-2582 (817 amino acids)
Molecular function (GO): protein binding
Source: RefSeq, a predicted model, not a curated record
UCAAGAUAAACUAAGAUGGCUGCGGAAAGAACGUUCAACUUUGUUUCGUUGUGUUUGUCUCCUGUUAAUCCAAAUGCUGACUUAAAUAUCUAUUUCUAGGAUAUGAAAACGGUUAGAAAUAAUUCAAAAUGGCGAUGGAAAAAUUAUAUGUUGUGAGAGAGACUCACACGCGUUCAAUUACUGCUCUUGGAUAUAACCCAGCUCGCAGAGAAAUUUUGAUGGGAUGUGAGGAUGGAGUUAUUAAAACCUGGGAAUCUGAAAGUGGGAAACAGUUGUCUGUAGUGUGUGAACAUAAAGGGUGGAUUACAGAUUUCCUUUAUUGGAGUGAGGCUAAGUUGAUGUUGUCGUCUGCUAAUGAUAGAAAUAUCAUAGCCUGGGCACCUGGUGGGGGUGUCUAUGACAGAAUAACUAUUGGUGUUCCUGUAUAUUGUAUGGCAAUAAAUCUUCGACGUUAUCAGCUGGCUUGUGGCGUCAAUGGUGGUAUACGUGUUUAUGCGCUGGAUGAAAAUAAAGAAUCAGGUCAUGUGAUUGACAUUAGCAGAAUUCUAUAUAUAGCCAAAGAACAUACAGACAUCGUUCGCUGCCUCAUCUGUACAGACACACGCACAUAUUCAGCAGGGUAUGACCAAAGACUGAUCAUCUAUGACUCAUCAUUUACAGGUGACGAUAGUUUAGAGGCUGUAAAUAUUAUUGACAAUGCUCACGAUGCUGGAAUCUCAUGUUUAUUACUUGCCAAAGAUAAUGAAAACAACUCUUGGAGGCAGACUGUCAGGAUUUUGACUGGUUCUUUUGACAAAAGUGUGAAAAUUUGGACUGCAGAUGGCAAACCAGUCCACAAACUUGACAAUUUUAUAUCGACUGUGUCUGGUAUCUGCUAUGUGCCAAGAAACAAAACAGUCUGGGUUGCUGGAGGAACCUCAUACGCCAGUUUGUUUGAUCCAAAAUCAGGUGAUAAUGUGUCAGAUUUCAUUGGAACUUUUCAACAACAAGAGGAGGAGAAAUAUCACUUACAGAUCCUCAAAUUCUUCCCAGAGCUUAAUCAAGUUGUUGCGUCAACCAGCAGACGGCACUUGAUUGUGUGGAAGUACAAUCCAUCUGGUUGUGUGACAGCAUUAAAGUGUAAAGUGGCAUUAGAAAGUCUCUGCUACACCCGAAAAGUGCCAAUAUUAAUAUUUAGCGGAGAUCAUGAGGGUGCUAUUGUCAAAUGGGAACGGAUGCAAUCUAAUCAUUUCAUGUACAGUAAAGAAGCAUUUGUAGUCAGUGAUUCAAAGAUAAAGAAGAAGCGUAAAACUGGAAGUAAAAAACGUGAACUUAUGUUGGAACAGGAACUCAAUGAGAAGUUGAAUAACCUUCAUACAGACGAUAUCGCCAAAACUAACAACAAAAAUAUUCAGAGCCAUUAUGCAUUUAACAAACCUAUCAUUCCCCCUGCAUCAACGCACAAUCAUCCACAUACUACCAUCUUAAAGAUUCUGUUUGUUGAAAGUUUAGACAUUAUCUUAGCUGCGUCAGAAGAUACGAAUAUUUAUGUGUGGGGAUUUGAUGAUCAAGCAGUGUCUGUGUUACAGAAUAUGAAGCCACAAGAUAUGGAGACUCUAGUCACUAAAUAUAGCAUUCUCCUUGAUUCUGACUCUGAACUCCUGCCACAAAAUACCAAAGAUGGUGACAGUGAUUCUGUGACAAACAGAGUGGCAGGGUUUAUCUGUAAAUACGUGUUCUGUGAGCAUGAGAGCUGUGUAACAAGUCUUGUUGUCAUAGAGAAAGAGAACAAAGAUGACUCAUCCUAUCUCUUAAGUGGUGGCUGGGACAGAAGAAUAUGUAUUUGGGACCUUGAAAAAGGAAGGUUGCAUGAUACAUUUAGAAACACUGGUACUAAUGGAAAGCAUGAAAAUGUUGAACUGGCCUGUGAUGGUGUUAUCAUGGACAUGGACUAUAACCCAGGCAGGAAGGAGUUUGCAUAUUCUUCAAGUGACAAGAUGGUGUAUAUUCGGAAGUUUUCUACAACAGGUUCUAAAAUGACAUUGGUGAAUACACUUCAAGGUCACGAAGCAGAAGUUACCUGUGUUAAAUGGAACAGUAUUACACAGAAAUGGGUCACAGGAUCAGAAGAUGCCACCGUGAGAAUAUGGUCUGGCACUGGUUUGAACGAGUGUGAGCAGAUUCUAGCUGCACUAGGAGGCGUGUCAUGCCUGUGUAUAGACAAGGUGAACGGGGCAAUAGUUGCUGGGAUACAGCAUGUUAUCCGUGUUUAUGACCCAGAAUUCUACAGGCUCAUACAGACAAAUGUCGGACACACUGAUGCUGUUAGGAGUAUUAUUCACAUUAAAGAAAGAAAUCAGUAUGUUUCCUGUUCUUGGGACAACUCCAUACGAGUUUGGAAUGCAUGGAAAAAGCAGGUGAAGCGUAAAGAACCAGAAGAAGAAGGAGAUGAUAAAAAUAGCGACAAGAUGAAAAGAGUGGAGAUAUCAUUGGAUGUUGAGGAGGAGGACGAAGGUGAGGAUCAAGGGGAGGUCACUCUAGAUGGUCAAAAUGUUGAGCAGACUACACAGGGGGAACAAUCUGCUGAUGAUAAAACUUCCUGAGUUGGAGAUUAAUGUAGGACAUGACAAUCAGGGGAGCUUUAGUUUUAGAUAUCAGUUCUCUGCUUUUCUGGUGCUUACAUUUAAAUGAAUAAAUUUUGUAUAAUAUUGAAUGAUAUGAGUAUAUUAAAUGUUAUAUGGCCUCCAUUUCUAUUGGUCAAAAGAUGACACAUACUGACCCAAUGUAAGUGAAUGUACAGUAUGGACCUUCUUGUAGAAGAAAUGCAUGCCAGACUGCUUAAAAAUUAAAGGUUUGAUCAUUACUGGCAUACUAAAGCUACAGACAGUUGGCAAGAUAUAUACUCUGCAUGAUUUAUCAGUGUCACUGUAUACAGGGUACAUCAGUACACUGUGUCAGAAAUCUGUAUCCUGUGUCAGAAAUCUUUUCUCAGUGUCAGAAAUCAGUACGUUGUGUCAAAUAUCUGAAUUUGCUCUCUCCUGAUGAGAAUUUCCAUGUCAGUGUAGAUAGGGCAAUUAUGAGAGGAUAUAACUAUGGUAGUUGAGCAGUCAGUCAGGUUUUAUGAUGAGUUAGAGCUUUUUUACAUAACAGUAUUCUAAAAAUUAAAUAUAUGGUGAAAUCAUUUAAUUGAAUGUCUGUAUUAGAUUUAGUGGUUUUAGACCUAAUAACUAUUUAGUUGGGAGAUUAAUUUGUAGUUGUUCAGAAAAGCAUUAAAUAGACAUGAAUUUUAUCUGUUCAUCUGAAUUUGAUAUUGCAGAUUGGUGAAAUGUUGUAGUUAGUCCUCAAUAAGAAUUACUGAACUCACAGUGAAUGAUUUCACAAUUCAUGUUACAUGACAUAAAUUAUUGUAUAUGGUAUCUUCCAUUGACUUUCAUUACUUACGAAUUUGUCAGAAAGAAAGGUAUUAUUAAAGUUGGCCAAAAGAACAUGUUUUGAUUUACAUGGUGCAUUAUCAACAGCAUUUUUGAAAACUGUGAUACUUUAAUUUAGUACCAACCAAAUAUUAUAUUGAUAUUUUUGUAAAUAGUGUAUACACUUUGUAAAUUAGAUGUUGUAGUUUAGAAUUUAGAGUACUUUGUAGAGUUUUGUUUAUUCUUCAUGUUAAUAGAAUGUGUUUCGGAAUAUGUCAUUGCAUUUAAAGAAUUAUUUAAACAUGAUCUACAUGUAUCACUUGUUUUUAGUGCACUUUGAAUCCCACUGAACUGUAUUCAAAAUGAUUAGAGAUAAAUCAGCUAGAUCAUGGCUUGAAGCUGUAAGAGCUGGCGAUAUUAUGCUAUACCUCUUCCAUUUUAAUGGCAAGGUAUAAAGUUCUCCAGACUGUCUGUGUCUUCAAAAAUUAUCACAACUGUUAACUGUGUUCUACAAGGUAGGAUUUUGUAGUAGCUAGGCACAAAUGACCACCAAAACAGAAUGGUGUUUCCUGUUGUGUGAUAACCUCAGUGUCAAGCUUGGCUAGUGAACCAUUUUCUUUUAAAAAGUUAUUGUUUAAAGUGUUUGUGUCAGGUGCAGUACUUUACAUUUGACAAACUACUGUGUACAUAUGGCUGGGGCAUUUGUGCUGUUAAAAGUUAAAUCAACAAUGUUAUGUCAAGUGUUGUAGAUACGUAAUAUUAUAUUUUGUAUAUUAUGUCUAGUGUUGAAGGUCAGCAAUAUUAUGUCUGGUAUUGUAGAUCUACAAUAUUAUGUCUAGUUUUGUAGAGCAGUAAUAUUAUGUCUUGUGUUGUAGAGCAGUACUAGUCUAGUAUUGUAGGUCUGCAGUGUUAUGUCUAGUGUUGUAGAGCAGCAAUAUUAUGUUUAGUUUUUCAGAUUUGCAGUUUUAUGUCUAGUGUUAGUGCUGUAUAGAAUUAAAAUCAGAUACAAAACAAUAACAGAUAGAGAAAUGACAAACAGUAUCUCUUAUACAUGUAUAUAUUUUGCUAAAUGCUCAUGAAACCUGCUUUUACAUUUGAUAGAUUAUUAGGUGAGUAUAGUGUGCUAAGACCAUUUUGUUGUUUUUUAAACCAUUAAUACAAGAGGCUUUUUUGUCCAAAUUAACUGCUUAACAUUACUUAACUUACUGUUGUUGUAACUCAGACAAAGAACUUGUGACUUGUAGUAUAAAUGAACAACUGUAAUCAAACCCUAGGCACGAUUUGAAAAAUCAGAUUAAAUACUUAAGUAGAGCCAUCAUUAUGUCCACUUGCUUCUCGGUUCUCCACAGCUUAGGGCUUGGGGAUCUAGUUUUAAGUGAUGACCAAUCCAUCUGGCUUAUAGGAAGUUAGCACUAAAGACCAUUUGCCUAAAAGAAAGUGGUGCCCAGAGGAUUAUCCAGGGUCAUCACUACCAAGGUGUGAAGUCUGGUUCAUGGAAAAAUAUGAAUUAUUUUUAUGCCCCCCGAAGGGAGGCAUAUAGUUUUUGAACCAUCUGUCUGUCUUUCCGCAAUUUUCGUGUCUGGUCCAUAUCUUUGUCAUCCAUGGAUGGAUUUUCAAAUAACUUGGCAUGAAUGUGUACCACAGUAAGACGACGUGUCGCGCGCAAGACCCAGGUCCGUAGCUCAAAGGUCAAGGUCACACUUAGACGUUAAAGGUCAUUUUUCAUGAUAGUGCAUUGAUGGGCGUGUCCAGUCCAUAUCUUUGUCAUCCAUGGAUGGAUUUUCAAGUAACUAUGCAUUAAUGUGUGGCACAGUAAGACGACGUGUCGCGCGCAAGACCCAGGUCUGUAGCUCAAAGGUCAAGGUCACACUUAGCCGUUAAAGGUCAUAUUUCAUGAUAGUGCAUUGAUUUGGUGUCCGGUCCAUAUCUUUGUCAUUCAUGCAUGGAUUUUAAGAUUAUUGGGCAUGAAUGUGUACCACAGUAAGACGACGUGUCGCGCGCAAGACCCAGGACCGUAGCUCAAAAGUCAAGAUCACACUUAGACGUUAAAGGUCAUAUUUCAUGAUAGUGCAAUGAUGGGCAUGUCCGGUCCAUAUCUAUGCAUUCAUGCAUGGAUUUUAAAAUAACUACGCAUGAAUGUGUGGCACAGUAAGACGACGUGUCACGUGCAAGACCCAGGUCCGUAGGUCAAAGGUCCUAAACUCUAACAUCGGCCAUAACUAUUCAUUCAAAGUGCCAUCGGGGGCAUGUGUCAUCUUAUGGAGACAGCUCUUGUUUUUUUGACAUUUUUCAAUUUUUUACAUGGUAACAUUGCUUUUGUGCUAAGGUACCUGGAAAGUUUCAUCAGUAAAUUAAGUCAAAAUUCAAAUUUUAAAACUUGAUAUUUGAUAUGGCUGAAAUUUACAAAGGAAGGAAGAUACCCAGCCAGAAUAUGAUUUUGACAUUUAAACAACUUGGCCAUCAAACUUAAUUUAUACUCACUAUUGAAUAAUUAUUACUAAUGAUUCUGUGUAAAUGCGAGAUAUAACUUGGUUGAAACUUUAAUAACAAACUGUAUGUUUUUGCUAAUAUUUACAUUUUUGCUGUUUUUAUGCCUUUUGUUGUUUUUCAACAAACAAUUUCAAUAGGUGCUGAGUUACUUUCUGUUUUGUUUUUUGUCUCUGUGACAAAGAUUUUCCAUAUUUGUUUUUCCAGAGUUUUAACAUACUGUGUCAAGGAUGUUUUUCUUAUUUAAGCCUAAAUGAAUGCUUGUCUACAUCUACAGUGUAAUCUCUCUAGUGUGGACACCAUUAGGACAGCUGUUGCUACUCGAGAAAGGUUUAUAUACUUAGAAUUGUGCCUUUCUUUGGGAGAGAAUUAUUUGGUCCUGAUGGGUGUUGUAGAUAGAGGUUAUACUGUAUUUUUGUGUCUAAUCCUGUUGUGUAAAUGUUUGCUUACAUUAAAGUGCUUAAUAAUUAUCUGUAAUAUUAACAAUAAUUGUCAAGGUUUACUUGAGUUUUUGAGAUUAGCUAACAUAUUUUCAAUUCAAAUUUUAUAAAUGAAAAAACAAAAUUAUGAUACAGUUGCAUAUUAAAUGAUAUCUAGAGGAAGAACUAGCAAAAAUAUUUCUAUGUUGAUAAAUUCACUUUAUUUUACAGUUUUAUUAGUAAGACACAAUAUUUCAUUUUUAGUAUCAGUAAAUUAAAGCCUGUUAGAGAAAUAUAUUUACGAAAUUGUGAUCCUUUUUAGCAGAAUUUUUUGUUUGUUUUGUUUCAGUAGAAUCACCUGUCCUGUGUUAACAGGGAAAAUACUUUGCACAAAACAGAAUAGAACAAUUGUGAUAUACAUAUCUUUCUGUGAUAGAUUUCCAAGUGACUUAGUGUUAUUCUUUUCAUGAUCUGGAACAGAAAUUUCAGAGUAAUCUGCUGGAAUUAUUGUCACUGGAAUGAAAUAGAACAAUGUGAAGGAACUUAUUUAGUUCCCAGUUCUUUUGUAUAAGCAUCCAUUCUUCUGAAAAGCCUGUUCUCAUUACAUCCUGAUUUAGCUACCAUUUAUCAGAUAGCUAAUGUUCCAUCUGCGCCUGGUUUUUAUUGAAAAGAGUUUGCGCAUGUUCCAUACUUUUCAGAACACUGUUCUAUUUUCUUCCCAUAACAUAGAACAGGUGCAGAAUACCCAGACUCACGAAUGGAAUACACCUUAGGUUUUCAGUUAAAAGUUAUAUAACUAUUAUAGAUAUGCUAUAUACUGAGCAAAUCAAAAUGUCUCUAGGUGAAAUAUUUGCAAAUUUCGGAUUUCUUACUUCCAGAUAAUACCUUGCAGAAAUUUAGAUUUUAAUCAUUUUAAUGGGCUUUAUUUUGGUGGCUUUUCAAUGCAAAAAAUUGAUGGUUCAAGAAUCUAUAGUACAUUGAAAAAUGUUUAACCCAACAACAUACUGUAAAAUCUUGUAAAUAAGCGUAUACGCUUAUAAUAAUUUUAGUGACACUUUUAUGCGCAUAUUUUUGAUAUGCGCUUAUACUUAAGCCGAAACUAUGCGCUUAUAUUUGAUAUGCGCUUAUAGACAAGCCGUGUGCACCUAUUUUGAUAUAUUAGGAAAAUUGACAGUGCUUACCUUGGUUGAGAAAACGAAAGUAAAACAUGGUCAUGGUCGUGCGCAGUGAACUACUUCCUUUUAUUGCAUACAGUAUUUAUACAUAUAGAAAGCAUAAUGAUCAUACAUAAUUUGCAAAUAAUGCUCAAUCUCUCGGACCAUUCAGUCAUUGUUCAACACUAAGAUUGUAACAUCUUAUCCGUAUUGUUUUCACAGAUUUACAAAAGAAUGACAAACUGUUAUGACAACGAAAACAUUUUCUAUUAAAAAAGAAUGAUUAUCAUAAACAAUUAUCAGUUUAUCAGACAAUAGACGUUAAAAUCUUUUAACAUCCUUCGGCUAUUCAUCAGGUAAGAACAUUUGUCACCUGUAUUUAUUACAAACAAUCAUCACGGUAUAAUACUGUUAAUUACGUCUUUUUGCUGUAUCUGAUGUUUGUUUACCAGUAAUCGGAUAUGUGCCUACUUUCGAGACAAAGUUAUCGUAAGGGCAUGACAUGCGCUUAUUAUCCCAUACGGAAUAACGGUAAGGCCAUAUGCGCUUACUUUUGAUAUGCGUAUAUAUUCGAAUAUGCGCUUAUUUACCAGAUUCUACAGUAUUUGGGGUUUAAUUGAUAAGUGAUCCAAACUAACAGAUUUGAAUAGUGUUUGCUCUUGUUGGAUUUCAACUAGGAUAACACAAACUUGGAUAUAGGCAGAGAAAAAUGGAAAAAGCAUUUUGGAAAUGUUUUUACGUAAGACAUGAAUUAUAACACUGUUGAUAAAUAUACUUAAAAUGAUGUGGUUUACUGGUAGUUGUUGUUCACAAAAGUACAUUUGGUUAAACUGUGUAUAGUAUUCUACUAUUGUCUAUUGUGUGUUUCACUUCAUACCAUUGUAUGCAAUUCAUUAUUAAGUGUUACUACAGAAUAAGAAGCAUAAAUUCCUGUCCCAUCUUUUCCUGUUAUUUUUUGACACAUUAAUUUGUGACUUUUUCAAACUUUUAACAACUGUUAUUCAGACAUUUUGCAAGAAUUUAUAUGUACAACUGUGGUUUAUGAAGACUUUUGUAUUUGUGUAGUGUUUUUUGUGUGUGUUAGUUCUGACCAAGCUGUGAUACAUCCUUCAAACUGUUGUUACUAGUUCUUGACAUUCAUUUGAGUGCAGAAACUGUGUGGUAUCAGUGAUUUGAUUGGAUAUCUCACUUAUUUUUAAAGGACAAUUUUUUAAAGAAUGCCUUACAAUGAGUGAUUCUUGCAUGAAAAAGUUUGUCAAGCCUUUUGUAAUGCUGAAAGAAUUUUUAAAAUUGGACCUAUAUUGAAAAAGGUAUGGCAGUUUAAACAAGUCCACCAUUUCGUUUAGUGUUGUCAUGGAAACAGUGUGGCUGCCAUUAUUGAUCAAAUCUUUCUCAUUUUUGAGCUGAUUUUGAAAAUUCUUUCAUUUACUUAAAUGUUCAUACAGAAUUAACGUAAGAACAGUGUUGCUUUUCCCUUUAAUAUGCAAGUUCCGUCUUACCUGGAUGUGCAGUUUUUCUUAAUCAGACUAUUAGCUCCUAAGAAAUUCCUCCAUACUUUUUCUUAUAUAGGCAGUAAUGUGUCUCCGUAACAGAAAUACUUGGAUAGGAGACUUUCUUCAUUCUGUUUGUCCAACAGUCUGUUGGAACAGCUUCUGGAAUUUUGCACAGCAUGAAGUUUUAUAAAUUAGUCUUGACGACAGAAUUGGUACCUUGUGCAGUAAAAUGGUCACAGAGACUUGACAUAAUACAGAUAAAAGGAAUAUGUUAAAAAUCUAUCAUAACAUGUUAUUUUUACACUAUAUGUAGAUAUUUUGCAACAGGUUUGAAAAAAUGACUGUGACCAAGUUCAUCCAUCUGUUUUCGUUUCUUUUUUGUCAGAUCAGAAAAAUGUUCAGUACAGGGUUUGUUUAUUUUUGACACUUCCAAAUUUCUGUGAUGUCACUUAGUGUAGUUUGUUUGCCAUUUUGUUGUGUUUUGUGAUUCUGGUGCAGUAAUGAGUUUUUGAGUUUGCAAUUUAGAUUCCAAAUACAGGUACUCCUGUUUUUGCCAGUUUAGUGAAAGUUUUUAAAGAGAUCUUUAAUGGAGACAGCUUUUGUAAGGUAGUGGACCAGAAAUGAAAGUGAGCAGUUUCUGUGGUUUUGUAUUCUCUUUAGGCAAUUCAGCAUUCUACAGAUGUAUUUGUUAAAUAAAAUCCUUGUUUAGAGUUCAGAUGUGAAGUAAUUAUAUCAUGAGGGCUGUAAUUCCUUAGCAUCUGAACUCAAAACAAUGACUUUAUUCAAGGGAAAGCCACUGUUCGAGAUAUAUUAUUUCAAUUAUAGCACAAAAUCAAGUACUACGAUGACAUCCACCAAACAUUUUCUUCUUUAAUUGUGGUUUGCUUUGCCAGGGUGCUGCUAUGAUGUUCAACACUAUGACGUAAAAUUUUAUUAAGGGUAACAUUCUGACCAAGUUUCAUUAAGAUUGGGCCAAAAUGUGACCUCUAGAGUGUUAACAAGCUUUUCCUUUGAUUUCACCUGGUGACCUAGUUUUUGACCCCAGAUGACCCAAUAUCUAACUCGUCCAAGAUUUUAAGAAUUGUGAUGUAAGAAUUGUGAUGUAAGGAUUGUGAUGUAAGAAUUGUGAUGUAAGGAUUGUGAUGUAAGAAUUGUGAUGUAAGAAUUGUGAUGUAAGGAUUGUGAUGUAAGGAGUGUGAUGUACACAGUGAUUUGUUGCAUAAUAAUGUAAAAUUUUCAGUUCUUUCUUCAAAAAGAAAACAAAUCUGAUUGUAUUAGAAUGUGAAGUAGAAGGAAUUUAACUUUAUAUCAUACUAAUGAAAAUGUCAACUUUAAAAUUUAGAUUUAUGAGUUUGACAUCAUAUUUAAAUCACUACAAUCAAACUUAUUUAACUCAAACUCGGAUAAUUUGUACACCACCCUUCUUUCGAACUCGUCGUAGGUUCUGGAAAAAUCCCUGUAUAAUGAUUUUUGUUCGAUAACACGAACAAAUUUUGCUGGUCCAGCCAAGUUCAAGUUAACAAAGUUCGACUGCAGAUCUAUUUGAAAUUUGAAGUAUCAGUGCAUUUGGAAUUGAAAAAAAAAAUGAAAGUUUGAUGUUUGUCUAGAGAUAUGCCCCUUUAAGGUAUAAUGGUGUAUGUAUUUUAAAGAACAUUUAGUAGUUUAAAUUUCUGACUUCAUCAUAGAUGAAAACAGGCACUUACUUAUUAGAUGAGUUAUUUGUUAUGCAUAUUAUUGUACAUAUUAAGAUGUGAUAUUUAAACAAUAACACGGUAAACUUGUAUUUAUAAUAUUAAUUCUUUCUCAGUUAAAAGAUUUUAAAAUGUUGUUUUAUUGAAUAUACCUUCUUUGUUCAAAGAUAUUUUUAAAUAAAAAUUUAAUGCUG